Molecule: messenger RNA, 528 nt
Organism: Camponotus floridanus (Florida carpenter ant)
Lineage: Eukaryota; Metazoa; Arthropoda; Insecta; Hymenoptera; Formicidae
Product: histone-lysine N-methyltransferase SETMAR-like
Exons: 1
Coding region: 1-528 (175 amino acids)
Molecular function (GO): nucleic acid binding
Source: RefSeq, a predicted model, not a curated record
AUGGAAAAAAUUGAAUAUCGUGCAGUGAUAAAAUUCUUAUUUUUGGAAGGUGUAGCACCAAAAGAAAUUCAUGAACGAUUGUUAAAAGUGUAUAAGGAUUCUUCACCUUCAAUUAGAACAGUAGAAAGAUGGGUUGCUGAAUUUAAACGUGGUCGUAUAAGUCUUGAAGACAAUCCACGUGAAGGACGUCCAAAAAGUGCAUCAACACCAGAAAUCGUAGCAAAAAUACAGGAUAUGGUUUUGGAAGAUCGUCGAUUAACCGAGAGAGAUUUAGUAGAAGCCCUAGGCAUCUCAUUAGGCAGUGUAAGCAAUAUUUUGGCUGACGUUUUGGGUUUCAGAAAACUGUGUGCACAAUGGGUGCCGCAUUCGCUAACAAUGGAACAAAAACACAUUCGAAUGCGACUUUCUCAGCAACAUUUAGAGCGUUUUAGAAAGAAUAAAAAGGAUUUUGUGCGUCGUUUCAUCACUAUGGAUGAGACUUGGGUCUACCACUAUGAUCCUGAAUCAAAACAAGAGGCUAAGGAGUGA